CUUCACUAAACCCCACAACAGCCACCAUCACCCGUGACCCACGCACCGCAAUGUCAGACAGCGAAGAAAACGACGUCUUCGGCGUAAGCCAGGACCUCGUCCCGCCAGCGGCCAUGAAGUCUGCCGGCGUGUCGGAGGUCGACUUUGACGGCCUGCUCUCCCCGCCCCUCAAGCUGCAUGAAGACCUGAAGAACGGGUGUGGCGGGCAGUUAUGGCCGGCGGGCAUGGUGCUGGGGAAGUACAUGCUUAGGGUGCAUAGAGAUGGGCUCGCGGGGAAGGAUAUCGUUGAGCUGGGUGCUGGAGGGGGGUUGGUUGGCCUCGCACUAGCCCUAGGCUGCCCCCUCACCCACCCCAUACACAUCACAGACCAAGCCCCCAUGCUCGACCUCAUGCGCCAAAACACCACCCUCAACAACCUCUCCUCCCGCGUCAAACCCUCCAUCUACGACUGGGGCGCCCCCACACCCCCCCAACUGCCACCGCACCCGGACAUCAUCCUCGCCGCGGAUUGCGUGUACUUCGAGCCUGCGUUCCCGCUGCUGCAGCGAACGCUGCAGGACCUGAUUGGCGAGAACACCGUGUGCUAUUUCUGCUUCAAGAGGCGGCGGAGAGCGGAUUUGCAGUUUAUGAAGACGGUGAGGAAGGUGUUUGAGGUUAGGGAUGUGGGGGAUGAUCCUGAUAGGGGGGUUUUUGAGAGGGAGAAGAUUUUUUUGUAUGUGAUUCUGUGGUUCUGGGUUGGGAGGUGUGGGCUGACGGUGAUAGGUACCGGAUUACGAAGAAGAAGGCUUGAAUGGGAGGAUUGCUGAGAGGGGGUGUUCUGGUUCGUGAGUAUAGUUGAGAUUUUCCGCCGGGAAGAGGAGGAACUCAUGAAGAGAUGGGACCAAGCAUGAGGAAAACAUUACGAUGCAACGCCGGAUUUACGAGGGGUCUCAUCAGCGCUCAGACGACAGUCCAAGGCCAUCAAGAGGCCAAGUUACGCACCAGGCUAUCCUAUCCGUUGCAUCCGAACCACAAACGUCGACAUCCGUCACUGAAAACCGUUUCAUCCGUCACAGGAUGCGAGUUGGUGGAUACGAGAUAUCGCGCAGCUGCUGCGUAUUAUGGUUGUUCGUCAAUGCAACAGGUCGAAUACAGCUAUACGGAAAGCAAAAUCUAGAUAUUCGUUACCUUGGUUGCAUGGUCUUCUCUUGAAUGAACACAAGACAACAUGGGAGUACUG
This is a messenger RNA of Dothidotthia symphoricarpi CBS 119687, 1219 nucleotides long. RefSeq lists its product as uncharacterized. Lineage: Eukaryota; Fungi; Ascomycota; Dothideomycetes; Pleosporales; Dothidotthiaceae. The coding region runs from base 51 to 806 and encodes 251 amino acids. The record is from RefSeq and is a predicted model, not a curated record. The transcript is spliced from 3 exons.